GUGUAAUCGAAACUCCUCAAAAAUCUCUCAAGUUAAUGCGCGAGGCUGAAGUUGUUCGGAUUUCUAGCAGUUUUGUCUUUCGUUACUAGAAUUCAGUGUUAUCAUUCCACGUUGACGGUUAUCACUUGUGAUAGUGUAACAAGAUUGGCCCCCAAAUUUGUUUCUUCCCCGUGUUUACCUCUGAAGUUCUUUGCAGCGUUCGGAACUGAAUUUCGCAUCAGUGGUCUAAUUGAAUUACAUUUUCGUUUACCCUACUUUCUCUACUCGCUACGUGAAGCAUUAACCCUUUGUAAUACUUUAAUUGUUGACUUGUUGUAAAACACCGCAAUGCCCGCGCCAUCUAAUCCAGAUGGCCCGCCGGCGCCAGAGCCGCCCCGGACGGAGCUCCAGGAGCUCCAAAUGCGAGCAGGACAAGUCACAGAUGAAUCCCUGGAAAGCACAAGGCGGAUGCUGGCACUAUGUGAAGAGAGUAAGGAAGCCGGUAUUCGAACACUCGUUGCCCUGGAUGACCAGGGAGAACAACUGGAUCGAAUUGAGGAAGGAAUGGACCAGAUCAACGCAGACAUGCGGGAGGCUGAAAAAAAUCUCACAGGCAUGGAAAAAUGUUGUGGGCUUUGUGUUCUGCCGUGUAACAAGUCAGCAUCUUUCAAAGAAGACGAAGGAACCUGGAAAGGAAACGAUGAUGGCAAAGUUGUUAAUAAUCAGCCACAAAGGGUAAUGGAUGAGAGAAAUGGCCUUGGACCUCAAGGUGGUUAUAUCGCAAAGAUUACUAAUGAUGACAGGGAGAAUGAAAUGGAAGAAAAUAUGGGUCAAGUGAACACAAUGAUUGGAAAUCUUCGAAACAUGGCAAUUGAUAUGGGAUCUGAACUUGAAAACCAGAAUAGGCAAAUUGAUCGUAUUAACCGCAAGGGAGAAUCCAAUGAAACAAGGAUAUCGGUAGCAAAUCAGAGAGCGCACGAGUUGUUGAAAUGAAUUGUCUUUAUUUACAUCCCAGGUCGAGAAACUGGGUUCUGUUAUGGUACGCUGUGGUUUGUAUUCAGAAUGGCUGCUGACAGCUUCACAAAAUCAAUUAUGAUAUUAUUUCUAAUGUAAAAAAAAAAAAAAAAAAUAAAAAAUCAAACAUUUAGAAUAUUUUAUGUAUCUGAUUAAAGAAGUCAUUUUUGCAUGCACCAUUUGUACACAAUUAUUUAUCAGUAAAAUGUAAGCUUCAAUCUAUCUUGGCUUGCUGUUUACACCUUCCUGGCUUUUGAGAUAACUUCCAUGGCCACUCAUAUCCCAAAUCAGUUUGCUUUAAACUCUAAAUUGAUUGUCUCAAUGGUUGAGUAGACUUUUUGCGGCUCAUAUAAAAUGGUAGUUAUCAGAAAUAAAUUGCAAGAAUAAAUCUGUAAAGUUUGUUGUAUGCGAUUUAUAUUCUUUUGUCAGUGAUUCGUUAGCAGACCAAAAAUGCGCAGCUGAUUGCCAGUCCGUUGCUUUGUUUACUUUCAUUGCUCUCUCAAACAAUGUCCUUUUUAUAUGUAUAUUUCAUUUCUUUUGCAACUAAUGAUCUGAUUCGAAUCUAAUGCCUCAAGGUUGGCUGUCUAGAUAUAGCAUCUCUAAAGAAAGAAAGAAGAAUAAAAACAAAAAAAAACUUGAUUAAAUAUUUCGAUUCCUUCCAAAAAAACGGUUUUUGUUUUUUCAGUUUUUUUAUUGUCGUUCUUUCGAAUCAUACAAAUCGUUUUUUCUUCCAUUUAUCGCGUUUCAGCUCUUUUACUUGACUUGAUCUGUUUUUAUCUUCUCACUUGGUGACCUGUUACUCAAUUUUUAAAAGUAGUCAGCUGUAGAUGAUAUUUCUAAAAAUCUCUGUAAACCAUCUUUGAAUUCUGAUGUAUUUCUUGAUCGUUGUUGUAAAGAAAGCUCCAAAGCUCAGUUUACAAAAUGGUGGCUUCAACACUAGAGACUCAAUUAGAAUUUUGGUCCAAUCCAGAAGGCUAGAUUUUCAAAACAGAAGGAUGCUUUUCUCUUUUUGGGGGAGCUUCAGCCUGAAUGCAAAAGUUAGAAUGAUGUACUUUUUGUCGCAAUCAAAGUGGAUCAUUUAAUUUGAAACACUUAAGCGCAGAGGUAUGAAAGAGACCACAAUCUCUGAGUCAUCUGAAUCAGGAACUCAUGGUGAACCUUAAUAACUCAGAAAGUGUGCUUGGAACUCACAAGGAUCAUGAAAUAUCCAGGUGCUCCUGCAAACUUUUUUACCCUCUGGAAAGAUCUUUUUAAAAAUCUGUACCUUGAAGUAAAAUACUGUAGUAGCCAAUCUCAAACAUUUUCUGUUUAUUAUUUUUGAGUUCACCCAGUGGACGCAAGUUUUUGUAAAUAAAUGUAGGUAUACAAAAUAAUUUAAAAGGAUAAAAGGAAAUAAAAUAGAAAACUGAGUUGGAAACAUUCUCCCUCUUGUGCUAAUCAUGUUACCAUCAUGUUUACUAUCGUUAAUAUUACUUCAAAUGUAAUACAUCCCUCUUUUUCUUGUUAUUGUUGUUGUUAUUACUAUGUUAACUAUUGCGAAGAUCAUUGCAUUAUAUUAGUUUUUAGUCUCUACAGUAGAGGGCUAAAAAUGCAGAUUACCCACAUUUCUUGCAAGAUAUUUGGGAGCAGUGCGCAAACAAAUUUUCCUCCAUUUUUCAUGCAACUUAUCUAGCUGAAAAAAGUACACAAAUGAUAAAGUACAUUUUGAAAUCGUCAGUAGCAUUGCCAAACUUUUUUUUGAUCCAGUGCAAAAAUUCUCCUUUCCAUUCUAAGGAAAAAAAAGCAGAAAAAUUGUAUGCUUUACUGACAGUGCAAUUGUCGAUCUUCGUUAAGACUCUUAAACUUUCUGAUUAUUCUCACACUAAAAUUAGUUUCCCAUCUGAAUCUAAAAUGAAAAGGUUUUUGUUUUACAAUAAAAAUAAAAAAUCAAUCAGAUGGAUUAGGUCUCUAUUGCCCUCAAAAAUCCUUUGAAAAAGGCUCUCAUUAUCCAUGAAAUUUCUCUGGGAAUAGAUUGUGUUAUGUAUCUUGUAAGUUCCACUUUUCUUCAAUAGACUGAUUUAGUUGGUAUGCCGCUCUUGCAAUAUGCAACUUAUCGAUUUGCUGCAAUUAUGAUACAUUGUAUAAUUGAUUUGUUAUGGUUCAAACCAAAACAGUAAGACAUAACCUCAUGUCUAAUUUCUGUUUUAGUGAACUGUGUUAAUUCACCAUAAUUCUGUUAAUGAGUUAUGAAUAAAUUUACGAUCAUUGAACUCAAAAAAUUUUGAUUGCAAGAAACACUCAGACGCAUUUUAUCACCAUUGCACAAACAUUAGGUGUCUUUUCACAUUUGAACCAUCACAACUGCGAUAUAAAGCUAUGACAUAGCCACUAAAUCAGUGUAUUAAGAAGUCCUCAACUGUGUCUCCUUUGUCAAUUCACUGUUCAAGGUCUUGUCACAAACAUACACCUCAAAUAAAGUGGGAUCCUUGAGAACAUUUUUAGAGCAAGAAAAACUUACAUUAAUUGAAAAUUUUUAGCAUUCUACUGUUGUAUUAAGUUUAUGAAAAAAAAUAAGUUAAAAAAAAAACAAACAAAAAAAAACAAAAAAAUGUAAAAGAUUUGAUAAGCUAUGGAUGAAGCUAAUCAUUGCAAGGAGAAGGGGUAUCAUUGUAAAUAAUUCUGUAACAUUAUCCUGAUUUAAAUAUGUACUUUUAUUAUUAUUAUUAAGUUAAUUAUUACGCUUAAGUGCUAAAAUUAAUUGUAUGUAAGAUAUAGAGAAAGAUAAGUUUCCUGAGGCAGUUUUCUCAUAGUAUCUCCUCGUGCUCUUAGUAGUUUCAUCGUAAAAAGCAAGGCAAUGUUUGAAUUUGAGAUUCAUCUUACAAGCCCCUUUUUUUUACUAUAAAAAUUAUUUCUUUCCUGUAUGUAUUUAAAGUGUAUGAAAAAAAGAAAGUUAGUAUCUCGCAUCACAAUAUCUCCUAAUUUUUUCUCCCCGCACAGAAAUAAAUUGCAGAUCUCUGUCUUUUUCCUCCUAUCGACUCUUCAAUAAAAGAAUUCUUAGGAAAAACGAAAGGCAAAUGAAAUGAUUAGGCCGUAAUCCACUGCUACAUUAAGAGGUAGGUUGUUGCUUGGGUUCUUUCAUGAAAUGUCAAUGUUCGAACAAUCUAAUUUAUAAUUCUCCCGUUUUUCUCCUCACUCAGCAAAUAUCAUAUCACCCAAUUUUCCUGAAUUGAAGCAGUUCCGUAUGCUUUUCCAUCUUAACUAUUCAGAAUGUUUAAAUUUAACUUAGUAAACUCCCAAUCAUUCUAACCAAUUGGGGCUGGGCUAUGCUGAUUCGGAUCAUCGUAAAGAUAAGAUAAGGGAUUGAACACCAAUACCGAUUUUUCGGAGCUUCUCCCUAAAAUUUACCCCACCCCCCUCUCUCCAUAAUUCUCACCCUUCAAUGACCAAGAUUUUUGUGAAACUUGGUUUCAAUGAGUACCCUUUCCGUUGAACUUGAAAGGCAACAUUCAUAACUAUGAGGAUCGUUCAGAAAGUAAGGUUCUACAUUAUUUUUUUCACGAAGUGGCCUAAAAUAUUUUUGUGAGACGAAAUCGUUGAGGGAGAAACUGCACUCAGUAAAUGAAUCUUGUUGGCAAACUUGACUGCCUUACUGUAUUUUGUAAAGUGAUCAGAAUUUUUUCUCUAGCUUCCUUUCUUUUGAGUUAAGUUUCUACCAUCGAGAACGAUUUUAUUUUAUUUUUCUUAUCAUCUCAUUUAUUGCUAAUAAUUUUCUUCAUGUAUUUAUUUACCUAUUUACUAUGUGCAAUUGGUAUCAGUAUUUGCAUAGGAAUUGAGAAACAGACGACCAGUUAUCUGUCAAUACUUCAAUUAUUUCGCUAACUUGUUUUACAUUCGUAAGAAGAAUAUUAAUUUUUUUGACACAAACCUUUUCCUUUCUUCUUCUUCUUUUUCUUCUUUUUUUCAAUUGUGAAGCUCUGAAACCUCUCAAAUUGCGGGGUAUAUCAUAAGCCUUAAGUCACCAUCAGGAAGUGGUAUUGAAAGUGGCAGAACAAGGAAAUUUUUAAGGAAAAACAAAAAGUAACCAAAAUGAUGAAGCUUCCAGCAUUUUGUAAGAUAAAAAAAUGAUUUGGUGUAUCUCCCUGAGUAGUUGAUGUUCGAACUAUCCAAAUUAUCUAAUAUUUUCAUAUUGCCUGACUGUGACUUGUUCUCUACUUUAUAGCCUUGUAACUCCGUCUUUGAGCGCAGAAAUAGUGUGACCUCUAUUUUGAGCAGUUAUAGUACACAUUCUGUUGUUAGAGAUAAAUCUGAGCAAAACUUUUAAAAUUACAUUUGGCAAUUGAAAUCAUUCCAAAUCUUUAAGCGUUCCAAUGUUUAGCAAGGAAGUUUUUUCGCCUCAAAUCAAAAAAUCCUUUGAAAUGUUUGUCACAUUUUUAUUUUGAGGAAAACGCAAAUUUUAUGUACAUCACUUUACGAUGAAACAUGUUGACUUCUUAAAAUUCAUCUCGCUUAAGCAGGUUUUUUUAGCAAUUCAUUUAUUCAAUAUUUGUCAUUUUCUGUUGUUGAAAUGUUACACCUUUUCUAUUAUAAAAAGAACACCUAAAACCAAUAAUUUCUUUCAACUAUUAGGUACUCAUACUCUCCAAGCAAUAGACGAUAAUACAUAUUCCAUUGAGAUGAUAAUUUUAUUGAAUUACUUACUGAAUUGAAAAAAAAAUAUUAUGAAUUAAAUCUGAACUUGGAGAUUUUCAUUUUUUUAAGACCGAACUGUUUAGAACAUCUUUGAAUCCUUGUUACUUUUCUGAGGAAUUUUAAAUGGUUGCUCAGCACCUAUGAGAAGACUCAGUUUUCAUUUGUAUUUGGCCUUUACUGAAUGUUGAUGGUUUAUAAGAUUCAGUGUGAAUCAACAUCUUCAGAGCAGAAAAGCCUUUGAAAUUUAACAAGAUCCUUCGAAAUAAGAGUGUUUAUAUUUAAUCUACAACUGCAGGGUGAUGGCCUUUAAUGAGUGAGGAAGGAUUAUGCCUCUGAAGAAAGGGUUCUUAGUCCUAACUUUGAACACAAUGACUCCUUUUUACCCCGGUAUUUUAUUUAUGUCCUGUACCAAGAAGGUCUCAUGCAUAAGGUUUGUAAAUGAAUUAAUCUAAAUUUGGUUCUUGGUGCAAAUUUUCUUGUGUGGGGUAUUAUGAGAAAAAAGGAGAAAUCAAGGAAUUGCCAAAAUCUGCUAUUCAUCAGUGAUUUAAAACAGCAUCUUAAAAAUUUCAACAAGUUUUUAUCCGGCUACUAACUCUGCAAAAGCCUGGAAAAAGUCUACUUAGAAGGGAUAGUAUUAAAAACAGAUUAUGUGCCUCCUUAAGUUCAGUGAGAUUUUAUGUCAGUGUUGUGAUCCUACACUUGAGGGCAGAGUAAGAUCAUCUUUAAGCAAUAAAUACUUACAUGAUAUUUAAUUUUUUUGUGAUACCGCAAUUUUGAAUUUGUUUGCGUAAGUAGUUGUUUUCUGCCCCUUGAGACUAGAAUAUUAUUUAAGACAUAGUUGUUGAAGAUUUUGUUUAACCUAGCUUUUAUAGCCCAAAUUUACGAAAAUUGCAUUUUUGUCCUUGAAUUAAGUAUAGCGUGAAUCGUCUUGUUUUCAGUCAAAGCUUUAUUUUUUGUUCAGGUUACGACUCUAUUUUGUUUCUUAGUAAAAUUCUUUGAGUGAAAUUUUAUCAUUGACAGUAUUCCUGUCAAAAACUCUUCUACAAUUAACUGUUCUAUUUUAAGACGGUAGACAUAGUUAAUUUAGCGACAGGUAUUUAGGAGUAUUCCUAGUAAUUAAUUUGACUACCUAUUGAAAAAUGACUUUAUUUAUGUAUUUUAUUUUUUACAAAUUGAUUUAUUUCCAAUUGAUUCCUUUGAUUAAAGGUUCAGUUUAUUCCAGUUA
This is a messenger RNA of Bemisia tabaci, 6886 nucleotides long. The record is from RefSeq and is a predicted model, not a curated record. Lineage: Eukaryota; Metazoa; Arthropoda; Insecta; Hemiptera; Aleyrodidae.